CGUUGGAGUUCGCGGACGGACGGCUGUCACCGCUUUUUUUGUGUGACAGAUGUUUUGCGCGAUUAAUCCGCUUUGUUAAUUCGCGGUCGCGCGGUCGCAAGUGUAUACAAGGGAUACGCUAGCGAAGCCCCCUUCUCCCGCGAUUUCUCACGCGCGGUAGAGCCACGCGUCACCGCCCGUUUGUGCUGUCAUCGUGUCUGAAAAGUCUGAAAUCUCGUCGGGAGAGCCAGGAGUAGACAGAGAAGGAGAGUGAGCGGAAAGAGAGUGAGCGAGCGAGCGAACACCGGAGGAAGGAGAACGCGCCUCAUCAAAUGUCUCGCGGACGAGACGGUUAGAUAUCUUCGGUGGCGAGCGGAGUGAAAGAGAGAGAGAGAUAGCAGGACACCGAGAGGGAGAAAUAUAGGGAGACUCGGCCAGCUGGUGUUGCGAAUUCGUGGGCUCGUCACAAACGCCAGGAAGCAUUGUCCGCGAAGCGCUCGGAACUCGUGGUGAGCGAUAAUAAUCGCUCGGGGAAGCUCAGCGGCGGCUGCGACGAUACCCGUUCCAUCAUCGCAGCGACAAUGGCAAAGACGUACGAUUAUUUAUUCAAACUGCUGCUGAUCGGCGAUUCCGGCGUAGGCAAGACCUGCGUGCUGUUCCGUUUUUCCGAGGAUGCAUUCAACACCACCUUCAUCUCGACCAUCGGCAUUGACUUUAAAAUUCGUACCAUAGAAUUGGACGGAAAGAAAAUUAAGCUACAAAUAUGGGACACCGCUGGACAAGAAAGGUUUCGCACCAUAACUACAGCGUACUAUCGUGGUGCGAUGGGAAUCAUGUUGGUGUACGACGUUACAAACGAUAAAAGUUUUGAAAACAUUAAAAACUGGAUUCGUAAUAUAGAGGAAAAUGCGUCAGCGGAUGUGGAAAAAAUGUUAUUAGGCAAUAAGUGUGAGCUUACAGACAAGAGGCAAGUGACGAAGGAAAGGGGCGAACAACUGGCUGUGGAAUAUGGCAUUAAAUUUAUGGAAACCUCGGCGAAAUCUAGUAUCAAUGUGGAAGAGGCUUUUUAUACUCUGGCACGUGAUAUCAAAGCGAAAAUGGAAAAGAAACUGAAGGAAGCGUCGAAUCCACCGAAAGGCGGCGGUCAUCAAUUGAAAGCUUCAGAACCACAAAGGAAGCCACCUAGUUGGCUCGCCCGUUGUAUUAUACUCUGACCCCCCAAAUAUUUUCAACUGUUCAAGGAGGCGCAUCUAUUUACUAUCAUUAUUUACUUAUGUUCAUUUCGUCGAACAAAACCGAUGUUCUGUGGAACUUUUCACAUCUCAAGUAUCGGAUAUAGUGGAUUUAUUCCUUGACAAUGAGAAACGCAUCGUAUUAAAGACUCAGAAAUUAUUUACAUGAAUGUAUUUUUUUGCCGAAGAAACCCUCAGAGGAGAAAGUAUUAAAAUGUUUUAUUUUUAGUGCAUAGAAAGGGAAUGCAUACAUGUUAAUUCAUGCAACUUUUACAAUUUGUUAUGCAAACAUUUUCUAGUUAAUCAAUAUAAUUAAAGGGACUUAGGUGAAAUAGUUUUGCAGUGGUUUAAGUUGACGGGAUUUAUAUCCUAUUGAUGUGAUCCAUAUCCUAUCGUAUCUCUUAACUUUAAUCGGUAUUUGCUCUGAGAUUUCCUUAACUGAAAUUUGCGGGUCCAGUGUACUUUAAAUUAAUGUAUCGUUGCUUAAA
This is a messenger RNA of Cyphomyrmex costatus, 1699 nucleotides long. RefSeq names its product RAS oncogene family member Rab8 (gene Rab8). NCBI's taxonomy places the organism in Eukaryota, Metazoa, Arthropoda, Insecta, Hymenoptera, Formicidae. The transcript is spliced from 5 exons. The record is from RefSeq and is a predicted model, not a curated record. Bases 561 to 1193 code for a protein of 210 amino acids. Gene Ontology annotation, molecular function: GTPase activity; GTP binding.